Messenger RNA from Wyeomyia smithii (pitcher-plant mosquito), 405 nucleotides. RefSeq lists its product as uncharacterized. The transcript has a single exon. NCBI's taxonomy places the organism in Eukaryota, Metazoa, Arthropoda, Insecta, Diptera, Culicidae. The record is from RefSeq and is a predicted model, not a curated record. The coding region runs from base 1 to 405 and encodes 134 amino acids.
AUGUGGUGGGAUAUUGCAAGUGACACAUUCACCUUCAAACUGUUGCCGAAACAAAAUAUGGAACUGCUGUCCGACAUCAGAAUGCCUACAAAAUGUGAAGUUCUUAAAACAUUGAUGGCGGUGUAUGAUCCCAUGGGUAUCAUCGGUAACUUUCUUAUCUACUUAAAGAUUCUGCUUCAGGAAAUCUGGCGUUCGGGUUGCACAUGGGAUCCGACAAUCAGUGAAAGACUGGCCGAAAAGUGGUUGACGUGGAUCGAAGCACUGCCGAACGUGCGCCAAGUCAGGCUUCCUCGUUGCCAUCGAUCUAGGACAUCUGCUGAACUGUCUAAUCACGUUGAACUACAUACGUUCUGUGAUGCGAGCGAGAAUGGAAUGGCUGCAGUUUCCUAUUUCAGAUUCGAAUAA